AUGGAUUCGUCACUACACGAAAUCUGGCAGGCAGCAGCUGGCUCGCCGUUCGUCCCCACCGUCGGAAAGGACAGCCAGUUUUAUGUCGCCCUUGCGCUCCUGCUUCUCGGUCUCUCCCUCGGCGGAGCAUUCACUUUGAGUACUUUGACGGAACCCAACUCACGCGUACUCUCCAUCUAUCCCACCCACCUAGCCACUGUUUUCAUUCCCGCAAUGGACACCCAAGGGUCAUCUUCUUCGGGCCCUCCCCUUCUUAGAGCGGUCGCAAGCUCAACGAGGCCGCUCUACCAACUACUCAAGGCAAUCAACUUCACAAACAAGGUGCACGUCGAGAUCAAUGAGACUGGGUUGAGGUUCGCAGCCGAACAUGUCCGUGUGAUGCAAGCCGUUUCUCACUGGAAUAAGAGCCUCUUCACUAGCUAUACCACUAACCGGCCCCGUGCCCCUAUCCUAGCCAACGACGCCGACGAUGAGGACGACGAGCCCAUCCCGCCCAUCUUUCAGAUCUCUCUUCCAGCCCUUCUCGAGACCCUACAAAUAUUUGGCGCCACUGACGCUGCCGCGCGCCAAGCCAAAGCGGACGCCGACCCUUACCGCAGUAACCUGCGCAACUACCGAUCCGAUGCCUUCUCCAACCAGACCCUCGGUAUGUCGGGCACCUGCUCUCUCGCCUACGCCGCCGAAGGAGAGCCUUUCGGCGUGGUGCUCGACGAGGCCGGGGUCAGCACUACCUGCAACCUCACCACAUACGUACCCGAGGCCCCCGAGGACAUCCCCUUUGACAUCGAGGACCUAUCGUUCAAGGUCAUCACAUCGGCGCGCUGGCUACUGGAUGCACUCACCGAGCUGGCGCCCACCAGCCCGGACAAGUUGACGAUUGCUGCGUCCAAGCGCGAGCCGUAUCUGCGCCUGACCAGCUCCGGCGGCCCGCUCGGGUCGAGCAGCGUCGAUUUUGCCGGUGGCAGAGACCUAUUAGAAACGUUUUCCGUCAGCACGAAAUGGAGACAGACAUUUAAAUUCGAUGUAAUCAAGCUGGCCAGCGAAGCGAUGAGGAUUGCGAGCAAGGUCAGUCUGCGAGGUGACGGACAGGGGGUGUUGAGUAUGCAGUUCCUGGUCGAGGUGGAGGGGUCUGGGCCGACGUUUUUGGACUUUCGGUUUGUGCCAUACGCGGUAUGUGAGGAUGAAGGAGACGAAGAGGAGGGUGGAAGCGAUAAUGGGAGGGAGAUGGAGACGUAG
Messenger RNA from Dichotomopilus funicola, 1236 nucleotides. RefSeq names its product DNA repair exonuclease. The coding region runs from base 1 to 1236 and encodes 411 amino acids. Gene Ontology annotation, biological process: DNA repair; DNA damage checkpoint signaling. Gene Ontology annotation, cellular component: checkpoint clamp complex. The record is from RefSeq and is a predicted model, not a curated record. The transcript has 3 exons. NCBI's taxonomy places the organism in Eukaryota, Fungi, Ascomycota, Sordariomycetes, Sordariales, Chaetomiaceae.